AUGGCCGAUGAUACUAACUGUAAUCCGUGUCCACGUAAAUGUAGUGUGAUUUAGCUGCAUAUCUUAGAUCGGUUUAAGAUCUUCCAAAAACGAGCAUUUGAAUAAUGUCACUUGAUCAUAAUCCCCAAUGUUCUGCCUGCAAAAUAGCGAAUUCUUUGAUGUGGAGGAGAGGGUCUAAUGGCGAAAUCCUUUGUAACAGCUGCCAUUUGAAGCGAGUUAAUUCUAGCGUUCGUGCUCAGCGACAAAGCUCUAAGGAGAGCAAAAAGCUCAUUGCAAGGAUUAAGGCAGGAACACGAAAAGGUUGGAAUGGAAAGUCAGGGGAAAGAUCAAGAGGUCGCCGUUCCUUGCAAAAGAUGAAACGAAAGCCUUAUAAGUCACCAGAGGGUUUUGCUACUGUAGUUGCAGCUGACAGGAUUUACUUCAAAGGUAUUCUUUACCAGGCUGGUGACAUAGUAUCCAUCGAAGACAUAGAGGGUGAUCUGUAUUAUGCCCAGCUUAAAGGCUUUCUUCAAGAUCAGUAUGCACAGAAAACUGCAGUUAUUACAUGGCUUCUACCUAUGGUUCCUAAACCAUCACACUUUGAUCCUGCUCUCUUUUUACCGGGACCUGAAGAAGACACUCCUAGACCGAUGGAAUGUAUGGAGUUUGUUUGUAGAGCCCCAACAGAACUGUUUAAAGCCAGAAGAGAACAUCCUCCAUUUGUAACUCCACGACAACCCGACCUUAAUGAUUUAGCAACAGUUGCAGAACAACUUCUCUCAAAUGAAAAUCAUCAACAGUUAUAAGUUGACAUUACUCUAGUUGGUGUAGUACCCAUAUGCCUUGUUUGGGUAUUGCACAGCAAAUUUUAUCUUUGUUGGAGCUCUUUCAAACAUUUUCUCUCCAUUUAGCAAGAGACAUACAGUUCACAACCAAAUGACUUUGAAAACUUAGUCAUUGAAAAGGAUGUUCAUGAUUUAAAACUGCCUACAUGUACAUAUGGGAGUUGUGUGUAGUAUAUUUAACUCUGUAUUUGACCAAAACUUUCUCUUAUUUCCUUACUCAGACCUUUAUUAAUUACUUUUAACCCUUAACACCUAGCAUCAGUAUGCAUAUUCUCCAUACUAUUCACUACACAUUUCCUAAGGUGCAAACAAGAGCUGCUUUAGUUUAAUCUUGUGACCUUAAUUAAUGUUUGAUUCAAGGGUGAUAUUGUAAGAGGGGAAUUAGAUGCAAAUCACUCUUACAGGUCAAAGGAUUAAUGAUAUCAUAAUUUGAGAAUAUUCACAUUACAUUGCUGUUUCUUCAGUUCUGCCUGAUCGAAUAGAGAUAAAUUACCAGCUGAAUAGGAGUUGAUAAUCCAGGACAUAAUAGACUAUUCAACAUAGCAGAAUACAUACUAUGUGGAUGAAAACUGCAAAGAUUCAAUACAUAAUGGACUUUCUUAAAACAGUGAACAUGGUUUGACAAUAUUACAAAAGAUCCUAGGUUGACAGAGGAAGUAAAAGUUGGUGUCUGAUUGCCAACUUAAGCUUGCUGGUAGUGCAACCAAUUCCUGGCUACUGGCUGCCAUUUCUGGUCAAUCAUUUACCACAUAUAGUAACCAAAGCUUGCUCUUGAACAGCUACAUUGCUGUUAAGUUAAGUUAAUCCAUUCCAUCACUUGAUUGAAAGUACUGGUCCUUUUUUUCCAUGCUGAAACCAAGUAGCGAUGUCAAAAAUGUCCACCUGCUUCCAUUUCAACAGAUUCAGCUAAAAGAACAAUAGCUGAGCACUGCCUGAGGUACCUCCUGGUGUUCACUUCAGUGUUUACUUCUGAAGAGCCCCUGAAUCAGAACAUUUUAGUUACUGUUGCUGAUGUAGCCUUCUCCAUGUUGUAUUGGCGAAAAAAAGACUUGGAAUAUUCAUAAGUGCUGAUCAUGACAGCACAUGCUGGUGCCACUUUUAUCAGUCUUGCUGAUACACCUUUCAAAGGAAAAAAAAAUCAAGCUGACACCUUACACAGACUUACAUUUCUAAAAAGGAUUUUGUAUGAGGAUCAUGAGGAUUUUAGCAUUUGGUUUUGGGCUGUAUCUUCCUUCAGACACUCCUAGCCAUCAAGACCAUGCGUGUAAACGAGACCUCUACUAGUAACAGUAUCACAUACAUUAGUUAUGCCCUUUAAGGACAGCUUUGUAAAAUACUAGGGUAAUUUAGCAUUAUCAACUGAGUUGAUAGCGUAAAUUGGCCUCCAUAAAGAGUUUAAAAGCUGAUGAAGGGCUAACACUUAAAAAGUCAGCUUUUAAAACUCUCUACAGUAGCCAAUUUAUGUUACCAACUCAGUUGAUUAUACUGCAUUACCCAGUUACACUUUCCCACUAAUGCAGCACCACAGUUUCUUUAGAAACUCACCCCCUUUAUUUAUUUGUAAAAUACUGACAAAUAAAUAGUGAUUAUUAUUUUA
Messenger RNA from Pocillopora verrucosa, 2421 nucleotides. RefSeq names its product GATA zinc finger domain-containing protein 1. Gene Ontology annotation, molecular function: zinc ion binding; sequence-specific DNA binding. The record is from RefSeq and is a predicted model, not a curated record. Lineage: Eukaryota; Metazoa; Cnidaria; Anthozoa; Scleractinia; Pocilloporidae. Gene Ontology annotation, biological process: regulation of DNA-templated transcription; chromatin organization.